GCCCAUAUUUUCUGCCAUUUGUAUAAGGGGCAAUACGCUAUCCUCACACCAGAUUUCAUUCUUUAGAUAAUCAAUCAUAUAGUACUCUAAUCUACCUACUACUACCACUACUUUGAUCACAAAACAGAGGGAGAGAGAAGAAGAAGAAAAUGGCAACACAAGCACUUGUAUCAUCAUCUCUGACCUCUUCAGUGGAGGCAGCUAGGAAGGUACUUGGAGCAAGAUCUUCAAUUGGGUCCUCAAGAAAAGCUUCCUUUUCAGUAAGGGCAGCAACCACUCCACCUGUUAAGCAAGGAGCAGAUAGACCCUUGUGGUUUGCAUCCAAGCAGAGUCUUACUUACUUGGACGGCAGCCUCCCUGGUGACUAUGGAUUCGACCCUCUAGGCCUCUCGGACCCAGAGGGUACAGGCGGGUUCAUUGAGCCCAGAUGGUUAGCCUAUGGUGAGGUAAUCAACGGACGUUAUGCCAUGUUGGGUGCAGUGGGUGCCAUAGCACCCGAGAUUUUGGGGCAGCUUGGCCUCAUUCCUCAGGAAACAGCCCUCCCUUGGUUCAAAACUGGAGUCAUCCCACCGGCCGGGACAUACAACUACUGGGCAGACCCUUACACACUUUUUGUAUUUGAGUUGGCACUGAUGGGAUUUGCAGAGCACAGGAGGUUCCAAGACUGGUACAAUCCAGGGUCUAUGAGCAAACAGUACUUCUUGGGGUUAGAGAAGUAUUUGGGAGGGACUGAUAACCCAGCCUACCCUGGCGGACCCUUGUUUAACCCACUUGGCCUUGGAAAGGAUGAGAAGUCAUUGAAUGACUUGAAGCUCAAGGAGAUCAAGAAUGGAAGGUUGGCCAUGUUGGCUAUCUUGGGUUACUUUGUACAAGCUCUUGUUACAGGCGUUGGACCUUACCAAAACCUCUUGGAUCAUCUGGCUGACCCUGUCAACAACAAUAUCUUGACGAGCCUCAAGUUCCAUUAAGGGGAUUAUAUAUAUUAUAUUUACUCCUCUUGUUGUUUGGAACAACCCACCCGACCACUUCUUUCUCUCUCUUUCUGCUGUAACAUGAUGUCUACCUAUCUUGUGAUCCUUGUUUAGUUCUGUAAGAAAUGAGAUGUUAAGGACUGAAAAUAGACCUGUUAAUUAAUGCCUCCAUUAUGUAAUCAAUCUUAAUAUGUAGCAAAUCGGAGUAUUUAUCUUUCUCAA
This is a messenger RNA of Quercus robur (English oak), 1193 nucleotides long. Its product is annotated as chlorophyll a-b binding protein 8, chloroplastic. Bases 150 to 968 code for a protein of 272 amino acids. Gene Ontology annotation, biological process: photosynthesis, light harvesting in photosystem I; response to light stimulus. The record is from RefSeq and is a predicted model, not a curated record. The transcript is spliced from 3 exons. Gene Ontology annotation, cellular component: plastoglobule; chloroplast thylakoid membrane. NCBI's taxonomy places the organism in Eukaryota, Viridiplantae, Streptophyta, Magnoliopsida, Fagales, Fagaceae.